Messenger RNA from Nomia melanderi (Alkali bee), 1601 nucleotides. RefSeq names its product pancreatic triacylglycerol lipase. Lineage: Eukaryota; Metazoa; Arthropoda; Insecta; Hymenoptera; Halictidae. Gene Ontology annotation, molecular function: lipase activity; serine hydrolase activity. The record is from RefSeq and is a predicted model, not a curated record. Gene Ontology annotation, biological process: lipid catabolic process.
AUUGCGAGAAGAGACAUGCCACCAGUCGAGAUCCUCAUCUUUUUGACGAUUGUUCUCGCGUCAGGUAUAGUCGGUGGACAGGAAACGAAACAAAUUCGUGGAAUUUCACUCUUUUCGCCUAGAGACGAGUUUUUCCAAGAAAUUCUCAGUCGUCCACGUACCGCAGCUCGCCGCGAGAGAUUAACCCUUAGCACUCGAGUGGUGACUCUGGAUAAUUUAAAGAAUUAUAAACUGUGUCACUACCUGGACGUAAGGACUGUAGAUUUCUUAGCUAUACAUUUUCCUGUGGUUCCAGCGUACACGUAUCCGCAGAAUACAUUGCUGAACGAUGUGGAGAACGUCAUCAAGUCCGUGUUCAAAGUUGUAUGGGAACCGGCUACAUUUAACUUGUAUACUAGGGAGAAUCCGUUUGGCGAGGAGCAAUUGUUCUUAAACAAUACAGAGGUUCUCUACGCGUCCCAUUUCAACGAAAGCCGCCCGACAAAGUUCAUCAUCCACGGUUACAGCGACACCGGAAAUGAAGCCUGGGUACGAGGUUUGAUAGACGCGUAUCUCCUUCACGAAGACGUGAACGUGAUCGUCGUUGGCUGGGGUGUUCUCGCGAGCACCGUCUACCCGGUGGCGGCAAACAAUACGCGUCGAGUGGGCGAAUUUCUCGGAAAUUUUCUCGAGUUCUUGAAUCGCGAGUCGAACCUUGAAUACAAGGAUGUUCACAUCAGUGGGCAUAGUUUGGGUUCGCACGUGGCAGGGUUUGCCGGGGCUUACAUGAACGGACGAAUCGGCAGGAUAACAGGCCUAGAUCCGGCGAGUCCCCUUUUCGAGUCGAUUUCUGGAAUUGUUGACCCGAAAUUCAGAUUAGAUCCAACCGAUGCGCAGUUCGUCGACGUGAUUCACACGAGCGGAGCCGCGUUUGGAUUCUCGGCACCGUUGGGUCAUGCUGACUUUUAUCCCAACAACGGAAAGUUUCCGCAGCCUGGGUGCUCGUUCAUGCCUACGACAACUUAUUGCAGUCAUUCAAGGGCGCACCAGUUCAUGACAGAGAGCAUAGGAAGCAGGAUUGGCUUCAAGGCGAGAACCUGUGAGAGCUGGAAGAAAUACAAGGAAGGCCAUUGCGAUUAUAAUCCGGUCGCGUUGAUGGGCGAGGGCGCAUCCACAUCAUUGCGGGGAAAGUUUUAUUUGGAAACGAACGGCGCACCCCCAUUCGCGAUAGAGUGAACGACAACGGGAGCGGGAACCGGAGCUCGAAACGACAGUUUGGUGGUGAUCGUGUUUUUGCGAUAUGAAACGACCCGUACUAGUCAUUUAUAAGUUACUUUUAUUUAUGCAGCGUGUGCUGUUCUAUGUGGAACAACAGCCCCGAAAUGAGACCGUAAGAGGGUCGUUGUCCCGACGUGCAUGCCCGUAGAGAGUACAAAUUAUAUUAAUUAAUCUAGCACGAUUAGAUUAUAUUCGUCUUUUCUCGUUCUUGUACAUUUGUAAGUGAGAAGGAUAAUACACGUUUUAUUGGUUACGUCGAUAACUUAGCGGCAUUAUUGCUGUUGAAACUUCAAAGGUGUAUAACACUUAAUAAAAGUAUCAGGCAACUUUUCGUUUUCAAAUGU